ACUGUAUUAUGAUGUUCUUGUAGAACGUUUAACUUGCUUUUUUUCAUAAGCCAGGUAGAAAGCCAGAUCUUUGGUCAUUAUUGAAAAUAUUUGAACACUUGCACAGUAAAUGAAAAAGAUAGAUAAGAGCACAGCUCUUAAUAUCGAUGGUUAUACAUAAACUUUACAAGCGCAUUUAAAAAGGGGUAACCAAAUUUUUUUAAUAAACAACACGCAAAUGGCAUCUUUCAAAACAUCGACUGGUGAUGUUAGUUUCCAACUUCAAAAUACUGAAUCUAACCCGAACAUCAAUGCAGAUGGGCAGAUUUCCGGUAACAAACGAGAAGACAGCGUUUAUGAGGAGUCGGCGAACAUUGAACAAGAUGAGCAGAUUUCCGGUAGCAAAUAUGUUUACGAGGAGCCGGCGAUUACUCAGCGCAACGGCGGACGAAAGCAAGACAAAGAGCUACAACCGAAUAAUUGGCCUGUGAAAUGUUUCAUGGCUAUGAUGAUCGUAUUGGUGAUUGCCGUUGUUGUUUUGGCAACAUUGGUUGUCGUUCUAUUGUUCCUGACAAUUUCUUUAUCAAAUGAAACAAAAAAGAUCAAGGCACAACACACUGACGCCAAUCGAGUGAACGAUGACAACAGCAAUCGUUUUACAGAAAACCUCGCUCGACUGGCAGACGGUUUGGCAAACAUUUCAAUCAAAGUUGAGAGAGUUGAGAGUGAUUUGGCCUAUCAUUCCAACAUGGUUGCGGGUGAUAUCGCUAACAUUUCCACCAAAAUUGAUAGUGUUGCGGGUGAUUUAGUAAUUAUAUCCAGCAGAAUUGAGAGGGUAGAGGUGAAUUUGGAAGAAAUAACAUUGGGACAGGAGAUAGUUUUACAGAGGCGGAAACAAUUUGACAUUUUAUUCAACCGCACUUUUGAGGAGUAUGAAGCAGGUUUUGGAGACUUUUCCGGAGCAGGAGAUAUGUGGCUGGGGUUGAACAGAAUGCACAGGUUGACGCAAAAAGGAAGAUGGAACCUUCGAGUUUCGAUGCGCAAUUUCUCCGACAGUACACUUUUUUGGGGAGAAUGGUCAGACUUCAAGAUCCAACCCGCUCCCUUUUACAAUAUAUCUUUUGGCACAAUGGUGGCAAAAAGUGAGAAUAUGUACAACACCAGUGGUACUGGUUCUGGCCUUGAUUGGCACAACGGAAUGGCUUUCACAACGACUGACAGAGAUCAAGACGAACAUAGUGGCAACUGUGCUGCACGGUUUGGGGAAGGAGGUGGUUGGUGGUAUAGAUCUUGUUCUAAUGUUUAUCUGAAUGGUAGACUGGUCACUUCAGAAGCACCACUCAAUCAACAUAUGCGAUAUAUUGAUGGUGGUUCUAGUGAAUGGAUAUUGCUUUCAUCCAGUGAGAUGAGAAUGAUUCGAGUCGGCUGACUGGAGGACAAACUAAGACUAGAGAAGAUCACUAUAGAAGAACAUGAAUUAACCACAAAAGAUUGAUUGGAACUAAUUUCAGACAUGAACUCUUCUAGAAGAACCAAAAAAAUGUCAAGUUUGUAUCAUGAACUUAACAUAUAGAUUUCUAGAUUACUUGCUAACCAUUUGAGAUUUCAAAUAAGAUUAAAUUAAGACAUGUGCUGUAAAUGUUUCAUUUUGAGCUUAAAAUGAAUGAGAAAAGCUACCAGUAGA
Symsagittifera roscoffensis is the source of this 1663-nucleotide messenger RNA. Its product is annotated as fibrinogen gamma-B chain-like. NCBI's taxonomy places the organism in Eukaryota, Metazoa, Xenacoelomorpha, Acoela, Convolutidae. The record is from RefSeq and is a predicted model, not a curated record. The transcript has 4 exons. The coding region runs from base 218 to 1408 and encodes 396 amino acids.